Molecule: messenger RNA, 3877 nt
Organism: Gavialis gangeticus (Gharial)
Lineage: Eukaryota; Metazoa; Chordata; Crocodylia; Gavialidae
Product: proteasome activator complex subunit 4-like
Exons: 32
Coding region: 97-3858 (1253 amino acids)
Biological process (GO): proteasomal ubiquitin-independent protein catabolic process
Cellular component (GO): nucleus; spermatoproteasome complex; cytosol
Molecular function (GO): proteasome binding; peptidase activator activity
Source: RefSeq, a predicted model, not a curated record
GCGCGCGCUCGGUUGCUUCGUCACCAGGCGCCGCUGCUGCGCGAGUCGGCGGGGCCGGGCGCGGCCAUCGCAGCGGCGGUUGGGCGGCCGUUAGCCAUGGCCGCGGGCGGGGAGGAGCGGCGCGGUACUGGGCCGCAGAAGGAGGUGGCGUACAACCGCCUGCUGCCCUACGGCUCCCGGCUGGAGGCCGAGGCCGCCUGCCUGCUCGCAUGCAUCAAAGGCAACCUGGGCCGCGCCGUGCAGCUCCGCGAGCUCUGGCCUGGCGGCCUCUUCUGGACCCGCAAACUCGCUACGUAUAUCCGUUUAUAUGGGAGAAAAUUUAGUAAAGAAGAUCAUGUGCUUUUUAUCAAGUUGUUGUAUGAGUUGGUGACGAUUCAAAAGCUGGAGAUCAGCAUGAUGCAAGGUUUUGCACGUCUGUUGAUAAACCUUUUAAAGAAAAAAGAACUUCUCUCAAGAGAUGAUUUGGAAUUACCAUGGAGACCACUUUAUGAAAUGUUGGAGAGGAUACUGUAUUCCAAAACUGAACACCUUGGAUUAAAUUGGUUUCCUAAUUCUGUAGAAAGUGUCCUGAAAACACUUGUUAAAAGCUGUCGGCCGUAUUUUCCAGAGAAUGCCACUGCAGAAAUGCUAGAUGAGUGGAGACCUUUAAUGUGUCCAUUUGAUGUUACCAUGCAAAAGGCCAUCACCUAUUUUGAACUGUUUCUACCCACUACCCUUCCUCCAGAACUUCACCAUAAAGGUUUUAGGCUUUGGUUUGAUGAAUUUAUAGGCCUUUGGGUUUCAGUUCAAAAUCUUCCACAAUGGGAAGGGCAUUUAGUAAAUCUUUUUGCUCGCUUGGCCACUGACAACAUAGGCUACAUAGACUGGGAUCCAUAUGUACCAAAGAUAUUUACAAGGAUUCUGAGAAGUUUGAAUCUUCCUGUGGGGAGCAAUCAAGUUGUAGUUCCAAGAUACUUAACAAAUGCUUAUGAUAUAGGACAUGCAGUAAUGUGGAUCACAGCCAUGAUGGGUGGACCAAGCAAAAUAGUACAGAAGCACUUGUCUGGGUUAUUCAGUAGCAUUGCAUCCUUUUAUCAUCCUUCAAAUAAUGGUCGAUGGCUGAACAAGUUGAUGAAACUACUUCAAAGAUUACCAAGUAGCGUUGUUAGAAGAUUGCAUCGUGAACGUUACAAAAAAAUGACUUGGCUUACACCUGUGCCUGAUAGCCAUAAACUUACUGAUCAAGAUGUUACAGACUUUGUAGAAUGCAUUAUUCAACCUGUUCUUCUGGCUAUGUUUAGUAAAACUGGAAGUCUAGAGGCUGCCCAAGCCCUACAGAAUCUGGCACUAAUGCGUCCUGAAUUAGUAAUUCCACCUGUACUUGAAAAGACAUAUCCGGCACUGGAGACAUUGACAGAACCUCAUCAGCUCACAGCUACUUUAAGCUGUGUAAUUGGAGUAGCUCGUAGCUUGGUAUCUGGAGGCAAGUGGUUUCCUGAGGGUCCAACACACAUGUUACCUCUGUUGAUGAGAGCAUUGCCUGGCGUGGAUCCAAAUGACUUCAGCAAAUGCAUGAUCACAUUCCAGUUUAUUGCAACAUUUUCUACCUUAGUGCCUUUGGUAGAUUGCUCAUCUGUACUACAAGAAAGAGAUGAUCUUUCAGAGGUAGAGAGAGAGCUGUGUUCUGCUACUGCUGAAUUUGAGGAUUUUGUACUGCAGUUUAUGGACAGAUGUUUUGGGCUCAUAGAAAGCAGCACGCUAGAACAAACUAGAGAAGAGACUGAAACUGAAAAGAUGACUCAUUUGGAGAGUUUAGUGGAAUUGGGCCUCUCUUCUACUUUCAGUACAAUCCUCACCCAAUGUUCGAAAGAUAUAUUUAAGGUUGCCUUAGAAAAGGUUUUUAACUUCGCUGUUUCAAAUAUAUUUGAGACAAGAGUUGCUGGUCGGAUGGUUGCUGACAUGUGCCGAGCUGCAGUAAAAUGCCGUCCUGAGGAGUCUUUGAAGCUCUUUGUGCCCCGUUGCUGCAGUGUAAUAACUCACCUUACCAUCAAUGAUGAUGUCUUGCAUGAAGAAGAACUAGAUAAGGAACUACUCUGGAACCUUCAACUUUUGUCAGAGAUUACACGAGUGGAUGGAAAGAAAUUGCUGCCAUACAGGGAGCAGCUUGUGAAGAUUCUGCAGCAAACCCUACACUUAACCUGUAAGCAGGGUUACAUUCUGUCUUGUAACCUACUGCACCAUCUUCUUCGUUCUACUACACUUAUCUACCCCACAGAGUACUGCAGUGUGCCAGGUGGCUUUGACAAGCCUCUUUCUGAAUACUUUCCUAUCAAGGACUGGGGUAAACCAGGCGACUUGUGGAACCUGGAUAUCCAGUGGCAUGUUCCUUCAUCUGAGGAAAUAAAUUUUGCCUUUUACUUAUUGGAUACUUUUCUUCAGCCUGAGCUCACAAAACUGGAACACCAUACAGAAGGAAAACUAGAAAUGUCCAGAGAUGAUGUACAGCAGUCUCUCUCUAUAGUACACAACUGCCUGAUUGGUUCGGGGAACAUUCUGCCUCCUCUAAAAGGAGAAAGGAUAGCUCACCUGGUCCCAAGUCUGGUGUCUUUGGAAGAGACAAAACUUUAUACUGGUGUUGACUAUGAUUUGUCGAGAGAGAAUCACAGAGAAACAAUUGCUAGGAUCACAAGGAAACUGCUCCAUUAUAUACUUGAUAAUUCGGAAGAUGACACCAAGUCUUUGUUUCUAAUCAUAAAGAUCAUUAGUGAUGUGUUACAGUUCCAAGGAUCUCACAAGCAUGAGUUUGAUUCCAGAUGGAAGAGCUUCAACCUAGUGAAGAAAUCAAUGGAGAACAGGCUUCAAGGAAAGAAGCAGCAUAUCAGAGCCUUGCUGAUUGAUAGGGUCAUGUUGCAGCAUGAGCUGAGAACACUAACUGUUGAGGGCUGUGAAUAUAAAAAUAUACACCAGGGCAUGAUCAGAGAUCUUCUGUGUUUGUCCACAAGUUCCUAUGGUCAGGUCAGAAAUAAAGCUCAACAAGCCUUCUUCACAGCACUGGGGACAUAUAAUUUUUGUUGCAGAGAUAUCAUUCCUUUGGUUUUGGAGUUCUUGCGUCCAGAUCGGCAAGAUGUCACUCAGCAGCAGUUUAAAGGUGCCUUAUAUUGUCUUCUUGGAAAUCACAGUGGCGUAUGCCUGGCAAAUCUCCAUGAUUGGGAUUGUAUUGUACAGACUUGGCCAGCAAUAGUCUCCUCUGGACUUAGCAAAGCCAUGUCUCUGGAAAAACCAUCUAUAGUUAGACUUUUUGAUGACCUUGCAGAAAAGAUCCACAGACAGUAUGAAACAAUUGGAUUGGAUUUUACAGUUCCAAAGAAGUGCUCUGAGAUAGCUGUACUGCUGCAAAAAUCAGAACACCCCAGCACCAAUUUGACAAUGCUAACAUCAGAAGAGAUUCAGUUAGGAAUUCAGCGCCAGAAAGAAAAGAAUGCUGAGGCUUUGCAAAACUAUGAGAACUUGGUCAACAUGCUGUUAGAUUGUGUGGAACAAAGAAAUCUACCCUGGAAAUUUGAGCACAUAGGCAUUGGCUUUUUAUCCUUGCUCCUGAGAGAUGAUAGGGUGCUGCCUGUCCGUGCCAUAAGAUUCUUUGUUCAGUGUCUAACCCACGAUGCCAUUGUGGUUCGUAAGAUGGCUAUUUCAGCUGUUGCUGGCAUUCUCAAGCAGCUGAAGAGAGUCCACAAAACGGUGCCCAUCUGCCCAUAUGAAGUCAGUAAGUAUUUGAUAAUGUUUAAAGUCUCUCCUUCAGAUUUUCUGAAAAUACCUUCCUCAACUAGCUUACUAAUAAAACAUCCUGUGUUCUGUGAAUUCUUCAAGGUGUUAAUGUUUUAAGCAAAUAAACAAGAUAAGU